Messenger RNA from Phymastichus coffea, 910 nucleotides. It is a transcript of the gene Ak6, whose product is annotated as adenylate kinase isoenzyme 6. The transcript has 3 exons. Lineage: Eukaryota; Metazoa; Arthropoda; Insecta; Hymenoptera; Eulophidae. Bases 389 to 910 code for a protein of 173 amino acids. Gene Ontology annotation, cellular component: nucleus; cytoplasm. The record is from RefSeq and is a predicted model, not a curated record. Gene Ontology annotation, molecular function: ATP hydrolysis activity; ATP binding; AMP kinase activity.
GUGCACCGAUCUCUACCCCCUAUACUUAUAUCGUUUGCGCGCCGCCGACUAUACUUUGCUCUAAAAAUACACCUAUAGAACACAUGUGAUAUUGUUCGCGAUUUGGAAAUAUCGCUCCGUGAAUAAGAUAAGUUAUUUGUCUCUUUUAAUCAGAUAUCCCAAUAAAUAAGCGGCUUAAAAUAUAUUUCCACGGAAAAAUAUAAAAUUUGACAAGAAUGUAAUUGUAAAACGUAUAAAAAAUUAUAAGUUAACCUUAACAAAAAGAAACUUUUCAAAUAAACAAAUAAAUCACGAUAAAACAUUGCAAGUGUAGAAGUUUAUAGAACAGAUAGAAUUGUUAUAAGUUUUAAAUUUCUUUAUAUUUUGUAUCACUUAUUAUUUAAAAAGUAUGGAUAGGAAGUUACCAAAUAUUUUGAUAACAGGUACUCCAGGAACAGGCAAAAGUGAAAUAGCAAAAAUGCUGUCAGAACGUACGGGUUUCAAUUGGUUAGAUAUAAGCAAAUUAGCUAUUGAAAACAAAUCUUUAGAAGUAUAUGAUGAACAAUAUCAGUCAUAUAUAUUAGAUGAGGAUAAGUUGCUAGAUUUAUUAGAACCAAUGAUGGCUAGUGGAGGUAAAAUUGUGGAUUAUCACAGUUCAGAUUUCUUCCCAGAAAGGUGGUUUGAUAUAGUAUUUGUUAUGAGAACAAACAACACCAUAUUAUAUGAUCGCCUUGUUGCUAGAGGAUACAGUGGCAAAAAAUUAGAAGAUAAUGUGUCCUGUGAAAUUUUUCAAGUGUUAUUAGAUGAAGCAAAAAACUCAUAUAAAGAAGAGAUUGUUCAUGAACUGCAAAGUGAUAAUGCUGAUCAGAUGGCUGACAAUCUCAACAGAAUAUGUCAGUGGAUUGAACAGUGGAAGAUAGAUAAUCAAUAA